AUGUCUUCGGCCGGUUCGGCACGGGCUUGGAGGCUGCUGAGAAAGCCAUGGAACGACUUCGACCCGCAAGGCUGCGGCAGUGGCGGUCAGCUCUUGGAGAUUGCCGCGCUGGCAAGCCGCAAAGGAGUGUCCUGCUACCUCCGCGGCGUCACCGCCGAAGCGAAUGCCGUCCCAGAUGCGCUGUUGGGCAAGGUCGUCAACCUACUAGCGCCCACCGAGCCGGGGGAUGCAGAGGCUCCUUCCGAGGAACACGCGGACGAGGCUGUGGACAUGAAGAUGUACCAGGGCUUCCCACUCGAGAGCUUGGCGGAAGUUCGCGAAGCGGACUUCAUUCGCCAUGGCGUCGCGUUCGACCUCAUCCUCUGCUCCUGGACGCUCUUCCAUCUCUGCGACCCUCUGGGGACUCUGGAGCAGCUGGGCGGGUGCCUGGGUCCGGAGGGGCUUCUGCUGGCCAAUGGCGCGUAUCUGCACAUCGAGGCUGCCGGCCACGCGGCGGGGUCAGUGGGUGCCUUUGAAGCCUUCUGCGCGCGGCUCGCCCCGGCCCUGCAGUGCUGCGUUGAGGGCGAAGACGUACAGUUCUUCGAAGAGGAGCCGUCGGACGAGCAAGGCCUGGGUGACUUCCAGGGCGGCUUCGAAAUCAGCCUCUCCCUCUCCGGAAACGCCUCCACGAUGCUCUCGGAGCACUGCGCGUUUACCGGCGAGGUCUUGGGCCAAGCUUGGCAUCUGGCGUCUGGGCCACAGUACCUGGUUGCUGCCUAUCGGCUGCGUGAUUCCUGA
Molecule: messenger RNA, 777 nt
Organism: Symbiodinium natans
Lineage: Eukaryota; Dinophyceae; Suessiales; Symbiodiniaceae
Source: the annotation of a GenBank genome assembly